Molecule: messenger RNA, 3722 nt
Organism: Ectocarpus sp. CCAP 1310/34
Lineage: Eukaryota; Phaeophyceae; Ectocarpales; Ectocarpaceae
Source: the annotation of a GenBank genome assembly
AUAAUAACCAGGUUAUUAUGUCAUAGUCUUUGCUUGUCACCGCCCACCGUACGCCCCCCACGCGCGUGCGGAGCACAAAGGUACGCACCAGGGGCGGAGAUUUACAAGAGAGAAGACGAGAGAGAGAACGGCAGGAAGGGAGAAAGUUCAUUGCACUGAUUAAUUGAAUAGCACGGACCUCUCCGGGCGAAAGUUUUUUCCCAGCACACCUGUGUUGGUCGAGCAAGCGAACUUGCCGUGAACGCAGGCCGUUCGAGAAGACCCAGGCUAUUCGUGAAGUACUGCUGUAGUGGGAGUGGUGUCGAAGCAAAGUGGUGCCGUUCACUGGCACCACCGGCGUAGCUCAGAAUGGCGACUACCAGAAGAAAGCCUUCGUGGGUCCCUAGCGCCCUCAGCAACCUCAGCGACGCCUCCGGACAGUCCGACGGCAAAGGCGGCGACGUCGCAGGCGCGGAGUCGCCACGAGCACCGCCGGGGCAGAACCAGAACAGGCCACCGCGAUCAUCUGCGGCACAACAAGCGUUUCGACCCGUUUCCACCUUGGCGCCGGCAUAUGCCCCGUUUGGUGACGCCGCCGCUGCCGCCGCCGCUGCUGUCGCGUUUUCUGGCGGAACUGUCGCUCCUAUCAACGCUGUGCGGCCCAUUGGCACUGCGGAUGGGACAGCAGCAACAUCGAACAGUGUUCCGACGCCACCCAACACCGCCGAUGUGGCGGACCCUAUACCAUAUCGGCCGGGUUCAUCGAUGACGGACAGGCGUUGGUCCGACGUGCAUGCUGUCCUGGAGACAGUCAAUCAGCUAGCGCAGGAUAUUGCCGCAAAGGAGGCGGAGAUUUCAGGGGUCAAGCAAGAUCUGGAGAACGUGCAGGGGGCCAUUGAGGUCGGCGGCUCUUAUCGGGGGAAAGAGGGGGGUGCGCUGGCUUCGGUAGAGGAAAGGUUAGGCCACAGGGAGCGACUGCUGCGGGAGGAGAAAGCGCAGCUGCGAGAGGAAAAACUGGUGCUCUCGAGAUUUCUUACUGUCGUACCCGAUCAGAGAAGAGGAUCAGAAGCCGCACGACCCCAAAAGAGGAUCUCAUUGAUCAUGACGCGAUCGCACGCAGAUGACCCUACGCAAGAACAACGAAGGAUGUCUCGGGUCCAAGAACUGAUUCGGGAGAGACGGCAGCGCGUGAACAGCAGCGAGCAGCUCGGAGAUGAGGCCGGUGAAGACACCGUGUUCGAGAUCCACAAGAUGGAGGAGGACUCCAGGCUGCUCGUUAGGCUAAGCGCCUUCAACCCUCCCAUCCUGGUCGCCACGCUGUUGUCGGGUUUCACACUUGUGCUCUUCGACGUUGCUAAGACGGACCUUGCUCGACGACUGGCGCUCCUGUCCUUCGGGCUAGAGACGUCGUCCAGCACCAUGAUGUGCCUGAUCUCCUUCCGGGGGCAGCAGCUGUACGCACACUCGACAGACAUUAAGCCGCUAACGAGAAGGUUCCUGCGGAAGAUGUGCAACGUGACGGUGUUGGCCCUUGUGCUAUUUUUCUUGGGAGUCAUCGCUUUCGUCGUGUCGUUCGUGGUGGAAGCAAGUGAGGAAUUGGGCGUGGGGUGGCUGGCGGUUUUGGGGCUCGUCCUGUGCCCCACGAUGCUGGCCGGGCUGAUGUUUGUAAUUAGCACUGUACAGGUGCGGCGGCACUCAAUAGAGUCUGUUCCCCCCUGCGCCAGGCAGUAGAAGAUAUUGUAGCCAUUCAGUUUUGUGCAUAACACACCAGAAUCACUUACCUUGUAGCUCAGUCCAUAUAGAUGGUUUGGUCGUGUGCCUUCGCAGAUCGUGUUCAACGGCAUGCACAGGGCUCUAAUUUGAGCAAUGUUUUGGACUUCGGGAUAAGUAGGCAAAACAAUUCGUCGACCGUUGGGUCCUGAUACAUUUUUUUUUUUUAGAACGUGCGUGCCAAUUCUGGACGUCCCUUCUGGCACGACGUCGAUACUUGGUUGAUUGGGAGUAUGAGGUGGGGUUUGUUGAUGAAGCAUUUUGAUAUCUUGUCCGUAACCAAACUGACAUACGUGUUGGUGCCGACAACCUGGAAUUGAAGGAGGAUGGGUUUGGGGCGGGUUCCGGUGGGUGUAGAAGAGUUUAGUGUAGAAACGCUAGACCCAUCGGGUAUUUUUUUGGCAAGCACAGCGUGAAGUAGGUGGGCGUCCCACAGGUCUGUCUCGCCUCGGAUUGAGGCAUGAGUUUGGCCCAUUGAGGAUGCAGGAUGCCAUUGUCGUAUACAAAGAAGAAAUUUCAAUAGCCGUCCCCGGUUGGAUACGUUGAGAGAGCCGAGGGCGAUGCAUGCAUCAUGAGGCGUCCCCUCCCCCUGUCGUUGUUACACGAUUGAUCGCGGGGAAGCCGCGAACGUUUGCGGCGUUGGCAGUGUCCGGCCUCGUCCCCGUUGUAUCUGUCUGCAACUUCGCUGUGCGUACCCUUCGUCUGGGUGUCGUGGAGGCCGAAGUCGGCAAGAAUAACCUGUAGGUGUACUGUUGACGUCAGUGAGUGUUCCACGUUAGGGUGCACGCGACGGAACGGGAUACGGCAGUCUUGCAAGACUGUGCAGUACCUGGAUGUCCGGCAUUGUUGCAGGGCCGCGGGAAGAAAGAACAGGAACGUGGGUUUGUGAAUGUCAUGCCGCCCUUCGCGGCAUGUUCGGGACGAUUGCUAGUAACGAUUGGACGACUUCAAGCUCGCCUUUCCCCUCGUCGCUAUAUGUCGCUGCCAAACCUCCUUGGUUUUGGCGAAAGGGUGAACCACUAUUUAUUGGAGAAGUAGUACAUACAGCAGUGUAUUUAGAGUUUGGGUGGUGGGUUUAACAUUUCGAGAUUAUUUUGCAUCUUGUUUCCUGGAGAUUAUUGAGUAAGGUGGCAACGGGCGCAUCCACUUGGCAAUACCUAAAAUGUUGGCCAGCGUAUCAGCACCGACUGGGCGCAUCAGGAAGGAAGUUACAUUGUUGAUUCAGUGGAACCCAUUUAGUUUUUUCUGAUUUGAUUUUCGGGUUCAAUAUCUUAUCGCCCAGCUCUGCUAGUUCUGUCGAUUUCUUGUUUUGUACUCCCUGUUCAGUACCUUUUCAAAAUGUAGCGUGAUUGUGUUGUAUGAGGAGAGGCUUGAUUUCAUUAAAUUCGAAGCCGCACCGAUAGGUCAGCACUGUGCCGGGAUAGAGAGGACCAUGCAUACAGCACACAGCUUUGAUUUAUUUAUUUAACAAGUUCCGUUUUUCUUGGUCGUUCCAUCUGUUUUGGGCCCCAGUCUUGACACCUGUUGGCAUGUGUUUGACGCACCUCCCGGGUGAAAACAUUCUCUACCUUUCUUUCCUCCCCUGUGGUGCCUGCCUUUGGCCCUUUGAGUGAGAAGGCUUCAGCGUUUUCUUCCGUCUUCGUUGAGUAGCGUACGAAUAGAUUAUGCUCUUUUCGUUUUCUUUGUCCAAGUUGUUUCAAUUUCGGAGAGAUUGGACACAUAGCCCAGAGCCAGAAGUUUUUUUGUCAUCUUUGGUUGCUUUCGGCAGAGGUUUUCUAUUUUUGUUCUAGAUAGCACUCGCUCAUCGUUUUGUCCCUGUCCUUCUUGUCCGCAACCCGACAAUCUCGUUCCGGACGAGUUCAACUGCGAACGGUCCACUUUAGGAGCUCUUCAAGCAUUGAUGGUGUUUCGUUCUUGUGCGCAGCAUUUAUCUGUGCAAGAAUUGGUGGCGUUCAAAAGCGUCCCAUGUCGAU